Caenorhabditis briggsae is the source of this 1053-nucleotide messenger RNA. RefSeq names its product Protein CBR-NDX-1 (gene Cbr-ndx-1). The record is from RefSeq and is a predicted model, not a curated record. The transcript has 9 exons. Gene Ontology annotation, molecular function: 8-oxo-GDP phosphatase activity; 8-oxo-dGDP phosphatase activity; magnesium ion binding. The coding region runs from base 1 to 1053 and encodes 350 amino acids. Lineage: Eukaryota; Metazoa; Nematoda; Chromadorea; Rhabditida; Rhabditidae.
AUGCCACUUGGUAAAUUAGAUCUAGUCGAAGAGGAAUAUAUUGUCGAAAGUGGGGAUCAUACACCAGAGUCAUCCCGACGCGGGGAUACAAUGGAUGCUGUUAUUGAAACGAAUGGACUUUCCAAUGGAGAAUUGAAAACCCAAAAAAACGAACCUAGAGUUCCUGAUAUGCAGUUAGGAAAAUGCCGGUAUGUAAGACUACAUGACAAUGUCAAUUAUGUUGCUGCGGCUAUAAUUUUGAGGCAUCAGGGAGACGACACAGAGGUUCUUCUCAUCCAAGAAGCGAAGAAAAGCUGUCGUGGGAAGUGGUAUAUGCCGGCCGGAAGAGUGGAAGCUGGAGAAACCAUUGAGGAAGCGGUGGUUAGAGAAGUGAAAGAAGAGACUGGGUACAGUUGUGAUGUGAUUGAACUUCUAUCCCUACAAAUCCAAGGAUCAGGAUGGUAUCGAUUUGCGUUUUAUUGUGAAAUAACAGGCGGAGACCUAAAAACGCAACCGGAUCAGGAAUCAUUGGCAGCCGAAUGGUACAAUCUUAAAGAUGUGAAAGGAAACAAAGUUCAGCUCAGAGGAAGAGAUUUUAUCAGACUUCUUGACGAAGCUGCUAAAUACCGAAGUGAUGGACAUCUGAAAUCGAUUCCACGUGUCUUGCCAGUCAAUGAAAAUGUUUCCGGACUUCGCACAGAAGUAUUGGUUCACAAAUCAAUAAAAGAUGAAAAAGAUUUGUUGGAUGAAGAACAGCCAUUCCCAACAGUUGAGUUUGGAUUUGAAUACUUUUUCGCCAUGGUGGUAUCAAAAUGUUAUAGGCAUCUUUUGGAGGAAGGAGCUAAUGUGGUAUUCACACCGUCACAUGUAACAAGGAUAAAAUGCCAUCCGAAACCAAUGGAAAGUUUGGCUCACGGUAUUUCAGUUCGAGUUUACUGCCAACACAAACAAUCGACAACCAAAGCUAUUAUCAGGAGCCCUAGAUAUCACUGGAUUACUGUCGAAACACUGGAGACACGCCGCAAGUUUCAUAUGGAACAGACGCAGUUUAGACCAUCUUUACACAUGCUAUGA